CUUCAACACCAGCCACACGAACACAGCCAGCUUCUACACUGCCAUAUCUUCUUCAAGCUUGAGUUCCACAUUCAUCAACAUGGCAAUCAAACCCUUCGACUCUUCUAAGCUACAAGUGUUCGGUAACGCGGCUGCCGGCCACGAUGGCGUCCUCAGCGACGAAUCUGGCGCCAUAGUGGUCAAGCCAUGCACAGCUGCUGAGAUCUCCUUCUACGAGACUGUAGCCAGCUCACACCCCGACCUCCUCCCCCACCUACCCAUCUUCAUGGGCCAACUAUCCCUCGACUCUGCAUCUGAUGUUUCCGAAGACACAGGUACCAUCCAGACUUCUGACGGCACCACCGAGCGACUCCAUGGCAAAAAGCUCGCUACCGACCUACACAUCGUUCUCGAGAACAUCACACACGGGUUCAAGAAGCCCAACAUCCUAGACCUGAAACUUGGCGCACAGCUAUGGGACGACAACGCAAAGCCCGAGAAGCGCGCACGACUCGACAAAGUGAGCGCUGAGACGACAAGUGGAAGUUUAGGCUUCAGGAUAGCAGGUAUGCGGACCUGGCUUGGUGCGUCUCCGCCCGAAGUGCCUGAAGAGCUGAGAGAGUACGUCGAGCUGGAUAAGGAGGGGGGUUACUGGGCGUACAAUAAGAUGUAUGGGCGAAAGUUUAGUGCUGAGGAUAUUGACGAGGGUUUCAACGCCUUCUUCCCUCAGAAGUCGGAGGCUGAGAAGGCUAGGGCCAGGGAGGUGCUUGCGUACUUCCUUGGCGAAGUCAAGGAUAUUCAGGAAGUGUUUGAGGCCAAGGAGAGCAGGAUGUACAGUGCGAGUAUCUUGCUCGUGUAUGAAGGUGAUGUGGACGAGUAUGAGAACACAAAGAAGGUGCUCAGAUCGGCACGGCCCGAGACAGAAGAUGAGGAGGACGAAGACGAGACUGUGCCAAAGCUGGCAGCGGCCAAGCUGAUCGACUUCGCACACGCAACGUUCGUAGCUGGUAAAGGGCCCGAUGAGAAUGCACUGAAGGGCAUGAGGAGCACAGCGACUAUCUUGAAGCGGCUAUUGGAUAAGGCCGAGAAGGACGCCUAAUCCUUCGAUGUAACUUUGCUGCGGAUUAGCGUAUAGAUCAAUCAACAGUAUAUGCGC
Molecule: messenger RNA, 1135 nt
Organism: Macroventuria anomochaeta
Lineage: Eukaryota; Fungi; Ascomycota; Dothideomycetes; Pleosporales; Didymellaceae
Product: inositol hexaphosphate kinase 3
Exons: 2
Coding region: 80-1078 (332 amino acids)
Biological process (GO): inositol phosphate biosynthetic process; phosphatidylinositol phosphate biosynthetic process
Cellular component (GO): cytoplasm; nucleus
Molecular function (GO): inositol-1,4,5,6-tetrakisphosphate 3-kinase activity; inositol hexakisphosphate kinase activity
Source: RefSeq, a predicted model, not a curated record